AUGAUUGGAAAUUUGAUGUUAAUGGUCAAGGAAUUAAAGUUACCGACGAUUCAUUUGAGUUCUUUGAAUUCUUGUUCAGAUUUGCAUUCAACUAUUAAUGAACAAUCACUUCAUGAUCAGUCAUCUUCAAAUAUGAAUAUUGAUCAUUCAAAUAACAGUAAUUCUUGUUCAGAUUUGCAUUCAAUUAUUAAUGAACAAUCACUUCAUGAUCAAUCAUCUUCAAGUAUGAAUAUUGAUCAUUCAAAUAGCAGAUUGUUGUUUGAUUCAUUGGACAUUGGUCUUGACUUUUACAAGACUUAUGGUCAAGAAUGUGGUUUUGAUGUGAAUAUGUCAAGUCAAAAAAGAUACAAUGAUGGCACAAUUCGUAUUAGAUAUUCGACAUGUAGUAGAUCUGGUUUCACGGAGUCAUUCAAGAAUGAAAAUAUUAAUGUGAAAUUUCAGAUGUUAAGAGAAGGAGAACUUCUUCUAAGAAGAACGGAUGCCCUGCUGUUUCAAAGUUCAAGAAUCUCCGAUGUUCUUUAA
Messenger RNA from Lactuca virosa, 522 nucleotides. NCBI's taxonomy places the organism in Eukaryota, Viridiplantae, Streptophyta, Magnoliopsida, Asterales, Asteraceae. The record is from the annotation of a GenBank genome assembly.